Messenger RNA from Plasmodium yoelii, 960 nucleotides. Its product is annotated as PIR protein. The transcript is spliced from 3 exons. The coding region runs from base 1 to 960 and encodes 319 amino acids. NCBI's taxonomy places the organism in Eukaryota, Apicomplexa, Aconoidasida, Haemosporida, Plasmodiidae. The record is from RefSeq and is a predicted model, not a curated record.
AUGGCAAUUAAUAAAUGUGGAGACUUUACUACUUUUUGGAAGUUUUUUUCCGAUGAAUUGAAUGAAUCUAAAGAAUAUGAUUUUAAAAGUAGAUUUUUUAAUGAAUACUGCCCUGAUGGAAACUGCAAUAACGAUAAUGAAAAGAUUAACGCUGGAUGUUUACGGUUAAUUAAUUAUUUUUUCAUUAAAUUGGGUUUUUCAGCUGAUUCCAAUACUCUUAAGAGUGAUGCAGUAUGCAUUAUAAUAUGGCUAGGUUAUAUUUUAAGCCUAAAGUCACAAGACGGAAUCAACACAAUAAACGAUUUUUAUUCUAGUCAUAUAGAAAAUAACAAGGAGUACUCUAAGCAUAAAAUUAAUCAUGAAACAUAUAACAAUUAUAAGAAAAUCAUAGACGAAACAAGGGAAUAUAUGAAUAUUAAUAUUAGUAAUAUGCCUAAAUUUUAUGAAUUACUUAAAUUGUUAUGUAAUAUGAAUACUGCUUAUACGACAGGUAAAAGUAACGAUUUUUCAGAAUCUGCUAAGAAAUUUGCUGAUGAAUAUCAAAAACUUUUUGAUCAUGAUAAUAAUAUUGAAAACAGUUCAUACAGUAAAGUAUUACUUGUUUUAUCCAAUUAUUAUAAUAAUUUUGGCAAAGGCACUGAUUAUAAUAAUACAUCAAUAACUCGUCCUAAAUUACCAACAGAAAAAACACCCAAACAAGAUAAUGUAGGAGGUCUUAAAGUAACUAAAGUAACUAAAGCAACUGAAAUAUUGAGUGAACAAGGUAAAUCAGAUAUUGCAACGGCAACCCCAAGUUCUGACAUUACAUUAUCAGAAUCAUCACUAGUAAAUAAAUUAGUUAUAGCUUUGCCGAUAUUAGCUGCAAUACCAAUUUUUUUGGGAAUUGCUUAUAAGUAUUCGUUAUUUGGAUUUCGGAAACGAUCACAAAAACAACAUUUAAGAAAACAGCUAAAAAAAUAA